AUGUGGUCCACUGAGAGCAUGGAGCCCGAGACAGCACACACCCAGAGCAGCUUCUUCACCAAGGUGGACGUGCCGGACCAUGUUCACUACAUCGUCGCCCUGUUCGUCUUCGUCAUCGGGGUGCUGGGCAUCACUGGCAACGCACUGGUUAUGUUCGCCUUCUACAGUAACAAGAAGCUCCGUAAUCUGCCGAACUACUUCAUCAUGAACCUGGCGGUCAGCGAUUUCCUCAUGGCGUUCACACAGUCCCCGAUCUUCUUCAUCAACUGUCUCUACAAAGAAUGGGCAUUUGGAGAGAUGGGCUGUAAGAUGUAUGCAUUCUGCGGGGCCUUGUUUGGCAUCGCCUCCAUGAUAAACCUGCUGGCCAUCUCCAUCGAUCGCUACCUGGUCAUAACCAAGCCUCUGCGGGCCAUGCACUGGAGCUCCAAACGUAGAACCACGCUGGCCAUCAUCCUGGUCUGGCUGUACUCUUUGGCUUGGAGUCUGGCGCCUUUAGUCGGCUGGAGCUCCUACAUCCCAGAGGGCCUGAUGACAUCAUGUACAUGGGAUUAUGUCACGUACACCUUGGCCAAUAGGAGCUACACCAUGAUGCUGUGCUGCUUUGUUUUCUUCAUCCCACUAGGAGUCAUCUUUUACUGCUAUCUUUUCAUGUUUCUGGCAAUACGCAAAACAAGCAGGGAAGUGGAGCGACUUGGAACUCAGGUGAGGAAAUCCACUCUGAUCCAGCAGAAGUCUAUCAAGAGCGAGUGGAAGUUGGCAAAGAUUGCCUUUGUCGUCAUUGUGGUUUAUGUCCUCUCCUGGUCGCCGUAUGCCUGUGUGACAAUGAUUUCCUGGUCCGGGCAUGCCAACAUCCUGUCCCCGUACUCCAAAGCAGUACCUGCGAUCAUAGCAAAAGCCUCCACUAUCUACAACCCGUUCAUCUACGCUAUCAUACACAACAAAUACAGGAUGACUCUGGCAGACAAGUUUCCCUGCCUGUCGUUCCUGUCCCCUGCUCCUCGAAAGGACUGCGUCUCCUCCUCCAUAAGUGAGUCCUCUUACAGGGACUCCAUCAUCAGCAGACAGUCCAUAUCAUCCAGGACUUUCUUUAAAACCGGCUCCUCAAACUGCUCACCUGCGAUGACAUUAAGGGAUGUAGAGAUGGAAUCUCUGGGAAGAAAGUCGUGUGAUUCCUUCAGAAGCAUGUCGUCGUACAAUCAGUCUGUUCGAGGCAGGUCCUCCAGGAGGCGAUCGCCAAAGACCUCCAAGACCUACAAGACCAAAGUAGUCGAGAAGCAUCCAUCCACCAUGUGUGAUCCAUCGAGCACCUGCGAGCAUGAACUGGUUUCCAGCUCUCUCACCAUCGCCACUGUCCCCCUGCUAGUUGUUGCCAGGAGGCGCAGCCAGAGUCUGACCAACGACGUGUCAGAAGCAGGGGAGGAGAAAUGCAGCAUGGGCGACAAGCGGAGCUGCCACCACAAGAGCAGCUCUUUCGACUCGCUGAGUGUCGGGAGGAUAUUGUCCGCUGAUCCCAGGUCGCCUCACGGCGUGCCACGCAUCAUCGUCAUCAGUCCCACAUCGGAAAGCAGCCUCAUGAAGCAGGACAGUGUCUGCUUGGAGGACAACAUCGAGGGAAUAGCGAACAAUGUUUUUGUCAGCAUGGACUUCUCCUCAGAAGUCCUUGAGGCAGUCGAGCUUAUCGCUUGA
Molecule: messenger RNA, 1686 nt
Organism: Labrus bergylta (ballan wrasse)
Lineage: Eukaryota; Metazoa; Chordata; Actinopteri; Labriformes; Labridae
Gene: opn4xb
Product: opsin 4xb
Biological process (GO): G protein-coupled receptor signaling pathway; phototransduction; visual perception
Cellular component (GO): plasma membrane
Molecular function (GO): G protein-coupled photoreceptor activity
Source: RefSeq, a predicted model, not a curated record